AUGGUAAAGAUCGCAGAAUUUUAUUCAUCUGCUCAAGUCAUAUUCUUUAUAUUAUGCCCUUAAAAUCAAAUCAUAUAAAAAUUUUUUAGUUAAUUACCUUUGCUCUUAUUCUAGUAAAUGACUACGGCUGGAAUAGUUGCCAGUUUCUGCAGGGUACAGCCUGCUCAUUAUGUAUUAAGGCUUGGCUUGAAAACGGAAAAUUCAAUGGUUGGGUAAAAAAGGUGUUAAAUUCAGGGAACCACUGGUUGAAAACAGCUGAAGAAAAAAUGUAUUUCAGUUUUUGUGUGGGUGAAACAAUUGUUUUUCUGUAGGUCCUAAUCUGAGAUGAUUGUGGUCACAGAAAUUUGCUGAUACUUUUGUAACCCGCGGAUUUAUUAUGGUUUAACAAUUACUAAUUAUGCAACUACGGCAUUAAUGGGAUGCCUUGUACAGCUGAAAAUGUGUAUUCAUUUUAAUUCUGACAUGGUCCUAAAGCAUAACGAUGUUUUUAAAUUAUGACAUAGUUUCAUAUUACUUUGAGCGGCUUCUUUAAAAAGUUCCCUAGUUGCAGAAACGGUAUCCCGGCCAUGUUGGAACCCAGCUGGCAGGCCGAAUCGUAUCAAGACACACCAUUUAUUUUCACCUGAGCGCGGGAACGGCAGUGAUGCACCAAUGAUUUGACGUCAAAGUCUGGCUCUUUAAUAAGUUUCUCAGUCCGUUUCGUGUUUCCAUUCAUGCCCGCUACGAGCGUAAGAACAGCUGAACGUCGUAUAAUGACGCGACGCCGCGUUACGUGCGACUGUUUUACAGACUCCACCUCUGUAAUGUGAACGCGCCUUAAGCCGAAUUAGAAAAUCCUGGGUUAACAAAGCUUGUCGAUAUAACGACCCGGUGACAACGGUCAUCAUUCCUCGGGUUCCGUCUCCCGGGCAACUGUUUGACAACGUGACGCAUCCCGGAUCGAACCGUGGCGCCGACCCGGCUCGGUUUCGCAGCGUUUUUUCUGCAGCAGAUUACGAUUUGAUUACUAAAUCUAGCAUUGAAACAUCUCGGAUAAGUGCGCGCGCUCGCUCCGCCGCACAGGGGAGAGCAGUCGCACGUCGAGACGCGGAUUCACAAUGAUGAUGAUGAACGCAGACAGAGAUUACCAGAUGAAUAAAAAGCAGGAGAGGGCUCAUUUCUUCAGCUCCAAGGAGCAAGAACUUAUUUUGAAGUUGUAUGAAGAAGAGCGAGAGAUCUUAACAGCCAAAUCCAACACAACCAGCGCCUCCAAGCUGAGGGAGGAAGCCUGGCAGAGGAUUGCUGAUAAAAUAAAUGCGGUUUCAGACAGUGGCUACAAAAGAACAUGGCAGCAAGUGAAAGUCAAACACAAGAACAUCAUCCAAACAGCAAAAAGAAAAAGGGCCGAUGUGCUGAGGACCGAGGGCGGGUCGGGAAGCCCCUCUCUGACGUCAGCAGAGGAGGACGGGGUGCUGAGCAGAGAAAACACCAUGAGGGUGGAGGUCCUACCCGGAGGCGCCUGCAUCGGCCCCAUCGGCGGAUCCGACACCUCCUUUAUGAGUGUGUCAGGCCAUCCGGUCCUCCUCCUGCCCGUCACAAAGACGGAACCAGAGAGCCUGAGCGGCGAUGAGACGGACAUCAGCGAGGCUCAUUUUGACGGGGACGUGCAGAACAGCAGUUUUCAGGAGGUCGGCAGCCCAGCAGGGGCUACAAGCAGGACCAGACGUGCUGAGAAGCAGACUGAUGAACUAAGGGCCCUUUACUGCUGUUACCUCAAAAAGGAGAUCGAGAAUCGGGACCAGGAGAUGGCCUACAGAGCACUGAAGAUGAAGAAGCUGGAAAAGGAAAUCCUGCUGCUGGAUAAACAGCUGGUGUGACUGUGAGAAACAGAACUUUAGCACUAUAAUAGAUUUACUAUGUUAUUAUGAUUCAGUCUCAUCCAAGCAAUCUUAGCUGCUGAUUUUGGCCAGCAGGUGGCGCCCGAUAUCUCUAGUUCUCAUAGAGAAUGUGGAUCUCAAAAACCUUCACAAUUGUAGUCAGGUUUACAUACAAUAAGCUCAAUUUCACAUUUUUAUAGUGUUUGAAUGGUGAAUUUAACAGGUAUUAAAAUUCUUUUAAUUUAUUUAUUUUUUUUAGUUACUUACAGAUGAUCACUGUACUACUCAGACAAAGCAAAACCUUCUCGGCUUAACACCACGGUUAACAGUAAAUGUUAAAUGCCAGUGAAGUUUUACUCAUUAGCUAUAUGAUCUUCAGCAUCUACCUUGAAUCUCAACGAAUUAGAAUCUAAUUGAAAAAUGUAUUUAUUUCAGUAAAUCAGUUUCAAAAAAUGAAACCACAUAUUUUCCAGAUUUGCCAUUAACAGAGGGAAAUAUAUCAAGUAUUCAUUUCUGUUUGUUUUAUUGAUUAUGGUUCACAGCUCAUUUUAAACCAUAAUUCAGUUUUGACUUUUAUCUAAAAAAAAAGAAAAGAAAAAAGGAUGAACCAUUGGGCUACAGUCCAGUCAUUUCUGUCUUUAGUCGACAUAAGGCACCUAUGACAUAGCUUCUGGCUCCUUUUUAAACUCUGACACCUUGGGAAUCCUCCCUUCCCCCUACAUUUGCUAUAUUUUGUACAUCAUGUUUUCUUUCCACUCAAUUUUUCAUUAAUUUGCGUGGACAUUACUAUCCGAACAGCCAGCUUGCAACGUUUUAUUUAUCAUUUCUAAGUAAUAUUCUAAUUUAUUUAGAAACUAAAAGUGAGUAUUUCAUUAUCUGUAUGCCAUGAUUAUUAAAAGUAACAAAAACAAACGCUUAAAAUAUAUCACUCUGUUCGAGUUUCACUUUUAAAAUUGAACUGGUAAAUCAUUGAACUCUACGUUACUGAAAUGUACUUGCAGGUAUAAUCUUUCUGAACGAUUAUUGAAUCCUGCGUUCGGAGUCUGCAGUAACUGUAGAAGUGGGCUGCCAUAUCUGUAGUCAAGUAGACGGGUUUAUAGGAAUAUUGUGCAUUUGGAACCCUGCUUUAGGUUUUACUGUAUUUAUCCUACUGUAGUUUAGCUAAAAUAAAGGGAGUAGUGUCAUUAAUGACACAAUCAGAGCUAGAGUAGGCUUUUAGAGUCACAGAAGAUGCCACACUCAGACAUAUUUGUUAGUGUUGUCUCAGAGUCCUGGCAAAUUGUUUGAAAUAUUUAUAGAACAUAGUUCUGCUGUAAGUUGGAGAUCGAGUGUUUUUAUAGAGUUGAUCAAACUGAUCAAACUCCCACCUUCCCAAUGCUGCACUUUUUCAAUGACUUGAUUAACAUUCAUGACAUCUGACUGUUCAGUUGGGUAAUAGGAAACGCUAACGACAGCACAAAAUGUUACGGUGGAAACAUUAGAAUUUUUCUCACUGUUUUGAAAUUUUAGGAGACAAUAUUACAGGCCAAAAAUAAGUUAUGAAAUGCAUUAGCAUUUACUAUUUGGUUGCUGUUUACAAAGCGUGUUGUCCUCAGAUUACUUGACCUGUUUUAUUUUAAUUUCUUGUGCAGUGUGGACAUGUUGUAGUGACCUCACUAAUAUCUAGAAUUAUGUAAAAAGUGAGACAUUUGGGUUUAUUUUUGGUCUUUUUUAAACAUUGUCAUUCUACUGUAUUUUAAUGUUUAAUUCUUUCAUUUUUAUGCAAUCAUAUUCAAUAACACUGGAAUUCUUCAAACGUGCAUUCCGUCAUGUUCCAUUUAAAAGAAUAAUUUAUUUGUGUGUUUCUAAACUGCUGUAAGUACAUUUGUAUUUAUUUCUCCUUUUUUAUUUCAUGAUUUUUGUAUGCAGUUACUAAAACACUAGUUUGUCAUAAAAA
Molecule: messenger RNA, 3792 nt
Organism: Xiphophorus couchianus (Monterrey platyfish)
Lineage: Eukaryota; Metazoa; Chordata; Actinopteri; Cyprinodontiformes; Poeciliidae
Exons: 7
Coding region: 1098-1856 (252 amino acids)
Cellular component (GO): nucleus
Source: RefSeq, a predicted model, not a curated record